CACUCUGAACCCCACCCUUUAACCCGGACACGUCACUGCCUAGUGACAAGAUGGCCGCCGAGAGGGUGGAUUUGGAUUUUGGGGAUCGCGAGUUGUUUGAGGAGUUUGAAGAUUCAAAACCUUCUCACAUCCGCUUUAAUGACUUGGAAGAUGCGGGCGAAGCAGAGGCAAUGAGGGAGAAACUACUGGAAUUCGAGGAGAGAAUAGGUUACCUGAAGGCGGAGAAUGCAGAACUGAAGAGGAAGUUGAACUUAUUGACACAGCCAAGUAAAAUAGUUGUGAGUGACUCCAAAACAGAUGGCCCAAUGGUUCAGAUCUUGUUUAUGAACAACAAUAUUUCAAAACAGUUUCAUCAAGAAAUUGAAGACUUCAUUACAAGUUUAGUUGGAAGAUAUGAAAAAGAUAUGCAAAGUGACCCUGAAAAAACAUCCUUUAAUGUGAAACCUCAGCCAUCCAGUGUGCUGCUAGAGGAGCACCUGAAAGUGAAAACAUCAAAUGCAGUAAAGAAGAUCAAAGAAGCAUUUCAUGUUGUGGGAAGCGUUCAAUACUUCACCAACUUUUGCCUUGACAAACUCGGACAGCCAUUGCUAAAUGAGAAUCCACAGCUGACAAAUGGAUGGGAAAUACCCAAAUAUCAACAAGUCUUUGCCCAAGUUGUGUCCUUAGAGGGUCAAGAAGUGGAAUUGAAAGCUAAGAGGCCGAAACCUUGUUGUUUCAACUGUGGUUCAACAGAACAUCAGUUAAAGGAUUGUCCAAAGCCACGUGAUCUUGCUCGUAUUAGUGAAAAGAGAAAAGAGUUCAUGACAAUGGCUAGUGAUUCACCUCAUUCAGGUUCUCAACAGCGAUAUCAUGCAGAGAGGUUUGAAAAGUUCAAGCCAGGUGUUCUCAGUGUAGAACUUAAAGAAGCUCUGGGGAUGACUGAUGAAACUCUGCCACCAUUUAUAUAUCGGAUGCGUCAGCUGGGUUAUCCACCAGGAUGGCUGCUGGAGACCCAACAAGAGAAUUCUGGACUUGCUUUAUAUGAUGGAAAAGAUUCUAGCGACAGUGAAACAGAACAUGACAAACAACAUCUAAAAUCUCGCCUUCCAUCCUACGAUACAAGCAAACUCAUUGAUUAUGCAGGAUUCAAUACUGUUAUUCCAAAAGGGAUUCAGGAUGAAUGGAGACAGUAUGGUUCAAUUCCAAUGCAAGCUCAUCAUCUAAAGGAAUAUUUUGCACAUCAGUUGGCUGCUGAUUAUCCCAUGACUAAACACAGUGCAAACAAAAGGGGUUCAGAUGCUGACUCAAGCCUGAGAAGUGUAAAGAAGCGCAAGUCUGAAGAAAUAGAUAUAAAUUCUUUUGACAUGGAAAUAGAUUCAGAAUGCCUGAGGAAAGGCACCAUCAUCAACAAGGGCGCAAAAGAGGAAACCAGAAAGUGUCAAUCUGUUUCACUGCUUCCCGUGGACUACAAAGUUUUAUCCAAGGACCUCGCCAGUCAGGUCAAGUCUGCUCUGGAUCAGACCUGCACUUUGCCCAGCAGAAGUCUGGUAGCUUUGUGCUUUAUAGAUUUAGCUUUGCAUAUGCUUGCUGGGAAUUGGCAUCAACUUUAGCAGAUUAGGCUAAGAGCAGGCCUUUGACAAGAUAUCAUUGUAUUUUCAGUGUAGUAUUGGAAAGGAAUCUGCAUUUCGCUUCCAACUGUUGUACACACUGCAAGAGUGCAGUUUCAAUCUAUGGGCAGGAAUUGGAAACCCUUGCAAUUAAAUCUGUGUUGGGCAGGCAGGUGGUGAUGGCUUAGUGGCAUUAUCGUUAGACUAAAAAUCUGGAGACCCAGGUAAUGACCUUGGUUUGAAUCCCAUUAUGGAAAAUGGUGGAAUUUGAAUUAAAUAAAAAUCUGGAAGUCCCCUGGUGACCAUGAAACCAUUAUUGAUUUGACGUGGAAACCCUAUCUGGUUCAUUAAUGUCCUCCUUGGGACACAAGCUGCUAUCCUUGCCUGGACUGGCCUACAUCUGACUCCAGACCACAGCAAUUUGGUUGACUCUCUAAUUUCCCAUUCUUAACAGAUUUAUGUUAGCCGAGGUGUGAUGCCCACAUCCUGUGAAUGAAUAAUAAAUGUAUACUUUGGGUAUGCUGUCCCCUCCGUUCUUGCCUGUUGUUUUGUCUUGAACAUUUUUGUCCAGUCCAUCAGAAAAAAAAAAUGCAACUGAAGAUGGCUCAAGGAACAGCUUGAACAAAGCUCCCCUGCAAGCAUUAUGAAGUCUAUAAAUCUGUUAAGUCCAAGCUGGCCUUGGCUCAAAAUGAAUUACACCCAGAGUGAAGUCAUGUCCUUUAGAAACUGAGUUAGCAAAUGUCCCUUUCAUCUUCAGGCCAGAGUACCUAAAAGUGCUGAGGUAUGGUUUGGAGGGGCAAGGAUGUGCACUUAACACUGAAAGGAGCAUGUUAUUAUGGCCACUGUGGAAUUGACACACACCCUGUCCACAGUGUAUAUAAAUCUCGUAGUCAGGUUAUUCUACAUAGUGCAGCUCUCACCCUUGCAUCACUUGAACUCGCCAAACAAGUACCAAGAAAUAGCUUGGCUGGAAAUAAAGGCUCUCUCUUUGAUGUUUAUUGCUCAUCUUUUCUAAGGAAGGAUGCAGAUGUUUUACAGGUAGUUCAGAGAAGGUUUACUAGACUAAUACUUGAAAUAGAUGCUUGUCUUCUGAGGAAAGUUUGGAUAGACUAGAUUUGUGGUGCUAUUGAAGUUUAGAAGAGUAAAUGACUUAAUGGAAACAGAAGAUCCUUAAGUUCUGAGGGGCUGGAUGUGAGAAGGAUGUUUCUUUUGGGAGAAUCCAGAACUAGGAAUCAAUCUUUUUUUCAGAAAAGCAGGGGCUGCCAACUGAAAAUAUAUCAAGCAAUUUUUGAUCCCUGGGUUUGAGUUUUUAAGAACGCACUUCCUGAAAAGUUAGUAGAAGCAAAUUCCUUCAGUAUUUCUAAGACAUUUUUGUUUCUACAGCAUUCUGAAUAUACUUUGUAAAAAAAAAUUAGUGGAAACAGAGACCUUUAAAAUAUUCUAGGCAGUAAGGAAGUGACUGCUGCCUAUCUCUUUCGGGAAUCUGCCCCUUCAGAACAAGUCUAGAAAUGUAUGCUUAUUUUUUUCUUUUUACCAAAGUUCAUCUGGAGCAACUGUGCAAGUGGUGUUCCCAGAUCUACAUUUCUGAUGUAAGUAUCAGCUGCUGCUGGAGGAUCAUCAAGGUGGUAUAGUGUGUUCUGUGGUUAGCUGAAAAUUCAGUAAUCUUCUAGUUCAAACAGCUGUUCGAUAAUAGUGUUAUAAGUACAUAUAUUCCAAGGCUUUGGCAUAAACUUGACAAAAUUAUGGCAAAGACAAGAUCCUUCUGAAGAAGUCUAGGCCCGAAACGUCAGCCUUCCUGCCCUUUGAUGCUGCUUGGCCUGCUGUGUUCAUCCAGCUCCACACCUUGUUAUCUCAGAUCCUCCAGCAUCUGCAGUUCCUACUAUCUCAUAAAUAUAAAUGUUUGUUUACAUAACAGGCUAUACAUAGUGUAGUGAGACACCUUGUACUGUGAAAACAAUGAUCUUGCAUUUAAAGUAAUAUUAAAUUUGAAUGAUUAAUGCAAGUACUACUUUAUUCAUAAAAAUUGUAUACUUUUGGGGGAAAAAAGUGUUUUUGGAUGAAGAUACCCUGAGGAAUGAAGCAUGCUGCAUAAUGACAAAAAAAACUGCCUGCCCUUGGAAAACAUUGCACCCCAUUUUGCAAUAUCACGCAAAGUCCACUGUCCUGUCAAUUAAAUCAUGCAUGAAUCAUUACGAAUCAUUUUAAAUAAUUGAGGUCUAUGGGCAGCCAAACCAUUUUUUCUGUCUUUCGUACAUAAAUUUGAUUUUCAACUUUGUGUAAAUGAUUAACCAUCAAACAAAAUAUUUUAAGAAUGGGUCAUGUCAUAAAUUUUGUGAUUUGUAGUUCUACCAUUGACAAAAAGAAAAUCAGAAAACACGACAGUGAGAUGAUUAAAGCUGUCAAAAAAUUGUAGAUAAGUGCCAUCUUGGUAUACUUAAAAGUCUGAUCACAACAUUAGCGCUAUUGAACAAGCGUGGGCAGUGAAUUCUCCAUUUGAGAGUCAGGGCUGCUUUUUUUUCUGUUCAUACUGGGUUUGAUAGUAGUAUGUAAAUAGUGGAGAUUUAGGGUCAAUUAUUGUUAUAGUAUGGCGAGGAUAAUCCAAGGCCAUACGUGGUAAUGUUAAAUUGUCAUGGUAGUGAAUUAUUAUUUACAUGGUCAUAAUCAUUUAAAUCAUUAAUAAUUUGUAACAUAAUCAGUGUUCUCCAUCUAAGUAUAAAACACAUACACUAGCUUAUAAAAUAUUCAUUUAUCAGAACUUCGCUCCUGGGCUUCUAUUUCUCAUUUUCCAAUAAUGUCGCAGGAUUGUUGUUACAUUA
Molecule: messenger RNA, 4402 nt
Organism: Stegostoma tigrinum
Lineage: Eukaryota; Metazoa; Chordata; Chondrichthyes; Orectolobiformes; Stegostomatidae
Gene: zcchc8
Product: zinc finger, CCHC domain containing 8
Exons: 14
Coding region: 51-1589 (512 amino acids)
Cellular component (GO): catalytic step 2 spliceosome
Molecular function (GO): zinc ion binding; RNA binding
Source: RefSeq, a predicted model, not a curated record